Molecule: messenger RNA, 7362 nt
Organism: Cololabis saira (Pacific saury)
Lineage: Eukaryota; Metazoa; Chordata; Actinopteri; Beloniformes; Belonidae
Product: disks large homolog 5-like
Exons: 34
Coding region: 440-6475 (2011 amino acids)
Biological process (GO): regulation of apoptotic process
Molecular function (GO): protein binding
Source: RefSeq, a predicted model, not a curated record
UUGACACAUGACCCCCGCCAGCUACUUGUACAGUGAGACAUGAUGGAGUUUUCACUCUUUCAAAGGUUGUUCCGAGGAGGUUUUCACACUUAAAAACCCCGUAGAAACAACUUUAUUUUGAGAGAGAAAUGUCUCCUCGGCGCAGGCAGAGCGCAGCUCGGAGAGGCGGAGACGGUUUUUUUCUCUGAGAAGGGACAACAGCCGCAGUUGGGGAAAAAUGUGUUGUCAUCUCCGUGCAGUCAACAAAUAUGGCUCCUUCUCCCGUCUCCUCCACUCCGGCGUGAGCGCGUCCCCACUCGGGCCGAGCGGGACAGUUUGGGAGAGUCCGAAGUGAAGUAGUUGUUUUCCGGGGAAAGCUGGCUCCGUCCCGCCGCGGGUUCGGCCGUAGCGACGCGGGGCUGGAGGAGGAGCGGGGAUCUGCGGGGAUCCGCGGGGGGAGAUGGAGCCCCAGCACCGGGAGCUGCUGGAGAAAUGUUUCCCGGAGCUGCUGGAGUCCGUGACGGACGCGGACCGGGUGGUGGAGGCGCUGGCGCACCGCGGGACCCUCAGCCAGCCCGAGCGGUACGAGCUGGCGCACAAGUGCUCGUCCAACUCCGAGAAAGUGCAGCUGCUGCUGAAGAUCCUGCUCGGCAAGGACAGGGACUAUUUCGGGGAGUUUCGCUCGGCCCUGGAGGAGACGCACCCUCACCUGCACGCUGCCCUGCUCCCCGCAGCGGGAGACCGCAGCACCGGGUCCACUUACAGCGUCUUGUCCACCAUGCCAUCUGAUUCAGAAAGCAGCAGCUCCCUCAGCAGCUUAGGUACUCCCGGUCAAGCCUCCUCCCCGUCGCCUGCCCACACCGACACUCACCAAGUGAACGAGAAGAUGGAAACGCUGCUGUUCCAGCUGAGAAAUGUGACUCGUGAAAGGGAUGAACUCCGCAAACGCUUGGCCCUCUCUUCACCCGGAACCACCUUUGAUGACUGCAGACCAAACUCAAAAGCAGGUCAUGACUACGAACGUCUAAAGCUGCAGUGCGUGAAAGCAAUGACAGACCUGCAGUCCCUGCAAAACCAGCAUAGCACCACCCUAAAGAGGUGUGAGGAGGCUGUGAAGAAAGCAGACUUCUAUCAUACUCUGCACGGCCGUCUGGUGGGGGAGCACAGCCAGCUGAAGGAGGAGCUGGACGCGGUGAGACAGCACGGCACCCAGCUGGUCCGAGAGCACAACCAUGUGAAGCAGGCCUGCGAGGAGAUGAAGAGGCUGCGUGAAGAUGACCAGAGGGAAAUGUCCGACAUGAGGGUACUGCACCAGCAGGUCAUGAAUGAGGGGUCAUCAGAUGUCCUUAACAAGCUGUAUGACACAGCUAUGGACAAGUUGGAGGCAAUGAAGAGAGACUACGAGGCUCUGAGGAAAUGCUACAAUGACAAAACAACCAGCCACAAUGCAGACAUGAGUCGUUUGGACCAGGCUGAGGAGGAGAACCACCGGCUGCAGAAGAAGCUGGACAUCCUGCUGAAGCAGAGAGAUGCUGCUAUCCACUAUCAGCAGCACUGCUCAUCCUCCUUCAGAGGGUUUGACAACAUGCAGCAAGACCUGUCCAAGGCCUCAAUUCAGAAUAAGGAACUGCAGAGAGAGAUGGAGCGGCUGCAGUCGGACAUGACGCGGCUCAAGACUCAGCAGCUCAAGGCUGUGAAGGACUGUGAGAAAUACAAGGAGGAGCGGGACUCCGUGAUCAGCGAGUAUCGCUUAAUCAUGAGUGAGAGGGACCAGGUGAUCAAAGAGGUGGACAGGCUUCAGACGGGGCUGGAAAUGGCCGAGGCGAAGCUCAGGAACAACUCCUCAGAGAGAAGAGUGACCAAUGACGAGCUGGAGGCUCUCCGACAGGAACUGGCGUCUGCGCUGGUGGACAGGGAUAGAGCGAUCUGUGAAAAGAAUGAGCUGCUGGAGAAAUACUGCCAUGAGGUGAAGGACAAGACCGAAGCCCAAAAGGAGCUGAACCAGGCCUGCAAGGACAUUGAGACGGUUCGCGAAGAGAGGGACGUGGCUCGCAAAGAGAGGACAGAGGCCAUUAUUCAGAGGGACCAGCUGCUGCGGGAGUAUUACCAGGCUAGACAGAAACAAGACUCUGCCACUCUGGACAUGGAACGAGCCAACAAAGAGAUUGAAAUGCUGAGGAAGCAGUGUGAGGCCAUCUCUCAGGAGCUGAAGGAAGCUGUACAGGAGGCCGAGGUCGCCAAGUGCCGACGGGACUGGGCCUUUCAGGAGAGGGACAAGAUAGUGGCAGAGCGGGAGAGCAUACGCACCUUGUGCGACAACCUGAGACGAGAGAGGGACCGAGCUGUGAGUGAUCUGGCGGAUGCUCUGAGGAAUCUGGAUGACAUGAGGAAGCAGAAGAAUGAUGCAGUGCGGGAACUCAAAGAGCUAAAAGAAAAGUUGGACGACCAGUUGGAAAAGGAAGCGAGAUAUCGCCAGCUAAUGGCUCACAGUUCACACGAUUCAGCCAUAGACACAGACUCGGUGGAAUGGGAGACGGAAGUUGUAGAGCUGGAGAAGCAUAGAGAUAUGGAUUUGAAAGCACUGGGGUUUGAUAUUGCUGAAGGGAUAAAUGAUCCCCAUUUAUCAGGAGAUAGUGGCAUAUUUGUCUCUAAGGUGGAUAAAGGAAGUAUUGCUGAAGGGAGAUUAAGGGUGAAUGAUUGGUUGUUGAAAAUUAACGACGUGGACCUGACCAAUAAGGACAGGAAACAGGUGAUUAAAGCUGUGCUGAGCGGGGAGGGAGUGAUCAAUAUGGUGGUUCGUCGAAGGAAAUCACUAGGAGGACGAAUUAUCACUCCAAUCCAGAUAAACAUGGCGGGACAAAAAGACAGUGGUAUCAGUUUGGAAAGUGGAGUGUUUGUUGCCUCUUUGGCAGCAGGAAGUCCUGCUGCCCGAGACUGUAAUCUUACUGUUGGUGACAGACUGUUGGCUAUCAAUGGAAUUGAACUUGAUAGCAAGUCGCUCUCUGAAUGUGAGUCUCUGUUGAAGAACUGCAGCAACUCUCUCAGUAUCUCCCUUAUGAAGUUUUUCCCACAGAGUUUUUCGGGUCAGAAUUUAUGUGAAACUUUGCGAGACUCAGAAAAGGGACUGAGGCUCCAGACAAGCGAGAUCCACAGCAGGAACUGCAGGAACUCUAAGCACAACUCCUCCACCCAAACAGACAUUUGCAGCUGUAACUUGGGCAGCAGAGAGGACGAACUAUGUCGAGAUACAUGCGACUCUCCGCAAAACAACAACAACAGCAGUGCUCAUUCCCACCACAGAGCCUUUUCUCACAUCUCCCAGCACUCCCGGUCCUUCUCCACUUCCCACAGUCCUACAGAGCCCCACCCAGACUUCUGCUACCGGAGGCAGGACCUCCACCAUCGUCCCCUCACCUUUACCCCCGUUUUCACCAACUGCAGUUCUCCUCAAUCAGCAGCGGACCAAGUGCAGAGCUCACCCGUGAAACUCAGCGGAGGCACAUGGCCUAAAGUCAUAGUGGGAGCUUCCAUUCCCGAGUCCACCCAGCUUUCUAUAUACAAAAAGCCAAAGCAGAGGACGUCCAUCUUUGAUAUGAGUGGUUUCCGGAGGCCGGAGACGGCCCCUAAACUGGACUACUCGUCUCUGUCUCAGACGUCCAAGCACUCGCCACAGAGCUCCGUGUCUGAACCUGCUCAGACACCCCCCACCCCACCAGCCAGGAGCGACUCAUUUAGGUUUAAGCAUCGGCCACAGAAUAGCUCUGCUUCUGAAUCUACCAUCACUGCUGGCACGCCAUUGGCAUCCCCUGCCCAAGCUACAAACCCCCAGGACAAGGGGGAAGUGAGGAACCAGCUCUACUACACCACUGUUUCUUCAGCAGACGCCAUGAAGAGCUUCAAGAAAUCUGCCGGGGAGGAGGGGGUUCACCACAGGACAGAGGUGCAGCAAAAGAGGCGCUACCGACCAAAAUCUGCACCAGCACUACGACGAAAUGUGACCCCAUUGCACAUCCCUGUUCCCAUGCAGACACAGAGUUUCUCGAAUGAUGAACACUCCCCAGAGCCAGUGGACUUGUCACGCUUCUCUCCUUUGAGAACUAAUCGGUACAGCAUGCCCUUUGCACCCCCGAGCUACAGUAGCGCCACAGCACACCAAUCACAGCGAGGUUUGUCCCCUUGUCCCGCUGUGACAGAUGUCAUGAGGAACCCAGUCUACACGGCCUGGAGCCAUGAGGUCCAGACCAACAACUGUCCUCCAGCUCCCGGUCCCGGCUUCCACCUGUGUUCACAGAGCCCCCAACAUCAAGGUUGCCUUAGUCUGGACCUCAGCCACAAACGCAACGGAGACUUGAUUGAGAGAAUCUGCAGCCAGCCGCCACACAGCACCAACUCCUUGCCCUCUGGAGCCAGGCCUAGCUCCCCUGGUACUUUACCAUUUAGGGCAGAGCGUAUUAAGAUUCCUCCAGCUCGCUAUUCUCGCUCGACUGGAUCCGACAAAGGCUCUCUUUCACGUUCAGAGUGCAGCAGCCCGACGCCUCCAAUGUCCCCCGUCAACCUGGACAUAUCGUCUUUUUCCAGCAGCCAGUCGGAGAGCUCUCUCUCCGUCCAGCCCAGGAUAUCAGUCAGCCCUGCCCCGGUCGGUGACAGGCGGAGGGAUGGAUUUGUCUCUUUCUGCCCUUCUGUUAGACGUCUACAGACAGUAAAGCCCAAGUUCCUCUCUUUGAGAAGCUUGAGAAGGCCGUACCUGGGGGAGCCACGCAUCGUGACGGUACAGAAGGGAGCAGAACCGCUGGGCAUCUCCAUUGUGAGUGGAGAGAGCGGCGGCGUUUUUGUAUCCAAAGUGACAGCAGGCAGCAUUGCUCAUCAGGCUCAUUUAGAGUACGGAGACCAGCUUCUCGAGUUCAAUGGAAUCAACCUUCGCAACGCCAACGAGCAGCAGGCGCGGCUGGUCAUCGGGCAACAGUGUGACACGGUUACCAUUCUGGCUCAGUAUAAUCCUCACAUGUUUCAGUUGGGGAAUCACUCUCUUUCAGGUUCUCUAAUGGAGUCUGUCAGCAACCGGCCGACACCUCAAGACAGUGGCGCUACCACCCCAGACAAUCGCUCUACUGUUGACACGCUGAGUGAGCAGGACGAGGGCACAAUAACACCCCCAUCCAAGCAGACAACUCCUGCCAACAGUCCUCACAACUCUUUCAGGCUUCCAGCCUUAAUUAUACGCAGAGCCGCAGAGCCUCGUCUGGUGAGGCUGAAGAGGAUUAAUGCGGAGCUGGGGGUCCAGGUCUGCGGGGGAAACCUUUACGGCAUCUUUGUGGACACUUUGGAUGACGACAGCCCUGCUAAGAUUCCUGAUGGCCUGCUCCCUGGAGACCUCAUAUUGGAGUACAAUGGCGUCAGCAUGAAGAAUAAAUCUAAAGAAGAUGCUUACCUGGAAAUGUUGAAACCAGCUGAAACAAUCACAUUCAAGCUCCAGAACUGCGUGGACAGCCUUGCUGACAUCAAAGGGUCUCCUGGAGAUGGCUUUUUCAUAAGAGCACUUUAUGAGCGGGUGGCAGAUGCAGAGCAGGAACUAACUUUCAAGAAAGAUGACAUCCUGUAUGUUGAAGACACGCUACCAAAUGGCAAUUUUGGCUUCUGGAUGGCCUGGCAGCUUGAUGAGAACGCACAGAAGCUGGAGAAGGGGAAUAUUCCAAGUAAAUACAUGAUGGACCAGGAGUUUUACAGAAGACACGGUGCAGCUGAUAUGAAAGAUGAUAACAGUACGAGCAAGACUCUGUCCGCUGCCGCUCGGAGGUCAUUCUUCCGUCGGAGGCUGAAGCACAAACGUAGUGGAUCAAAAGACGGGAAAGACCUGAUGGCUCUGGACGCCAUAAGCACAGACUCUCUACCCAUCACAGAGGACGGUGUCAGCUUGAUGUACCAGCGGGUUCAGAAAGUGGAUUGCCUGUCCCCCAGACCAGUUCUGAUCUUGGGUCCUUUAGUAGAGGCUGUCAAGGAUAUGCUGGUGAAGGAGUCUCCUGCUAAGUUCUGUCGCUGUCUGCCAGAAAUCAUGAAGGCAUCUCAGCAGGCGAUAGAGAGAGGAGUUAAGGAUUGUGUGUUCAUUGACUUCAAACGGAGAAGUGGCCAUUUUGAUGUGACAACUGUUGCAUCGAUAAAAGAGAUUACAGAGAAGGAAUGUCACAGUUUACUUGACAUUGCUCCUCAUGCCAUCGAACGUCUCCACAGCGUUCACAUCUACCCAAUCGUCAUAUUCAUUCGCUACAAAAAUGCCAAGCAGAUAAAGGAGCAGAAGGAUCCUCUGUACCUGCGGGAUAAAAUCUCACAGAAACAUUCCAAGGAGCAGUUUGAGGCGGCACAGAAGGUCGAGCAGGACUACAGCCGCUUCUUCACAGGCGUCGUUCAAGGAGGCAGCGUCUCCUACAUUUGCACUCAGAUCGUGACGGUUGUGGAGCAGGAGCAGAAUAAAGUCCUCUGGAUUCCAGAUGGAGCUCCAUAGAAAUGUCACCUCUUUCAACAUGUCACUCCAAAACAUUACUUAGUCGUCUUUCUUCUUCUUCUUAACAAAAUACAUCGAUAUGCUGCGCACAGCUGAUGGCACACUUAAUAUCAGCACUGAUAAUGAUCAUGCAAUGUUCCCACUACAUUAGUGAUGUACUGUAUAUGGAUAGAUUUGUUUACACUAGUAUUUGAUACUUGAAUGUUUUAAUCUCCCUCAUAUCUCGUAGCACUCAAAUAAUCCCUCUUCCUCUCAUGAAUAUUGGACCACGACAAGUUUUCACUGGUGCAAACAGACCUUUUUGAUAAAGUUGGAAGGACCCUUCAUUCUCUGUAUUUAUAUACAUUUCCUCACCAUUUAUUUGAUCUAAUCACAUUUAAGAUAUUCCUUGUGAACCUAAUGUUUUAUGACUGUAGUUGUCUAGAUAAUAGGAUAUUUUCCAAUUAAUGUCCUUAUUUAUAGAGAAGAAGCUAGUUUCUGUCAUAUAAUGCAGUCUUAUUUUUUUUUUCCUCAUCUGAAGCACAGUUUUCAUUUCACUUCUCAAACAUUACUUUGUGCCAAGCUAAGUUUAUUUGUUCUUGUUUUCUUUUGUUCUUGUUGGAUAUAUCCAUGUUUCAUUAUAAAUAAUGCAGCAAUUUUGCUAGUGUCACCAAUUUUCCCUGCUCAUGUUUUUUACUGGUACUGCCAAUGCAUUUCUUUAUUGUGAAAAAUUCUUUAAGAAGGGACAUUUUAUUUCUAAUUCAUGGCUGGUUGAUGGUUAAAGACACUCACCUGUUGAAUCCCACUGACCUAUUCAAUCUUUAAAAUCUAAUAAAACACUUGACACUUGAUCAGGUCUCCACUAAAUGAAGGUUAAUAUUUAUCUUAAAUAUUAAAACGAAGUUCAA